Messenger RNA from Prionailurus viverrinus (fishing cat), 2257 nucleotides. It is a transcript of the gene SMUG1, whose product is annotated as single-strand-selective monofunctional uracil-DNA glycosylase 1. The transcript has 4 exons. Gene Ontology annotation, biological process: base-excision repair. The coding region runs from base 442 to 1260 and encodes 272 amino acids. The record is from RefSeq and is a predicted model, not a curated record. Gene Ontology annotation, molecular function: oxidized pyrimidine nucleobase lesion DNA N-glycosylase activity; single-strand selective uracil DNA N-glycosylase activity. Lineage: Eukaryota; Metazoa; Chordata; Mammalia; Carnivora; Felidae.
UAAGUCUUUGGUUCUUGGUGACUUUGGAUAGGACUUCCAAGUUCCACCUUUGGGUUCUCGUAGUGCUUUGUUUAGGACAAUAAAGCUCAAGUCACAGUGUAUGAAAAUUGUUUUAUCUGUUUCUGAGCGUGGCCUCCAUUUUCUUAUUAUUUAUUAUUUCUUCUUCAAGAGAUGACCACAGUGCCUUUCAUGCUGAGGUCAGAGAACAGAUUGAUGGAUCAAGCUGUUCAGUCAACCCCUGAGGUCCCUUCUGGGAGAAGAGGUUGAGAGGGAGAAGAACCCUGACCCCUGCCCUAUGGGAGGCCCAAACAGGUUGGAAACGUCCAGAGCCUGGCAAGCCCUCAGAAACAAGCAGAAUGCCAAGUGGACAGCUGAACCUUGAGUGAACUCAGGCUGUAGAAAUGGAGAGUUCAUCGGGAAAGACUCCGAGGUGGCAGUGACAUGGCUUUGCCCCAGGCUUAUCCACUGGGGCCCCUCCAUGAACCUGCAAGUGCCCUAAUGGAGCCCCAGCCUUGCCCUCAAAACUUGGCUGAAGGCUUCCUGGAGGAGGAGCUUCGGCUCAGCUCUGAACUGAGCCAGCUGCGGUUCUCAGAGCCCGUGGGCAUCAUCUACAAUCCUGUGGAGUAUGCGUGGGAGCCACACCGUAGCUAUGUGACCCGCUACUGCCAGGGCCCCAAGGAAGUGCUGUUCCUGGGCAUGAACCCAGGACCCUUUGGCAUGGCCCAGACCGGGGUGCCCUUUGGGGAAGUGAACGUAGUCCGGGACUGGUUGGGCAUCGGGGGGCAUGUGUUGACCCCUCCCCAAGAGCACCCUAAGCGACCAGUGCUGGGACUGGAGUGCCCUCAGUCAGAGGUGAGCGGUGCCCGGUUCUGGGGCCUUUUCCGGAAACUGUGUGGACAGCCUGAAGUCUUCUUCCGUCACUGUUUUGUCCACAAUCUGUGUCCUCUGCUCUUCCUGACCCCCAGUGGGCGCAACGUCACUCCCGCUGAGCUACCUGCCGAGCAGCGAGAACAGCUUCUUGGGGCCUGUGACGCGGCCCUCCGCCGGCAGGUGCAGCUGCUGGGGGUGCGGCUCGUGGUGGGAGUGGGGCGGCUGGCAGAGCAGCGGGCACGGCGGGCUCUGGCAGGCCUGAUGCCUGUGGUCCGGGUGGAGGGGCUCCUGCACCCCUCACCUCGUAGCCCUCAAGCCAACAGGGGCUGGGAGGCUGUGGCCAAGGAGAGACUGAAUGAGCUGGGGCUGCUGCCGCUGCUAAUGAAAUGAGUGCCUACGUGGCCCGGCACGGGACACGUUCAAGGUCCCCAAGUCAUUCUGGGGCAAGCCACGUGCUUCCUGGACCGGAGCAACAGAGUCUUCCCGGGCUCCCUCCCUGGUUGCUGGGACCUGGCGUGGCAGUUUUGACACUACUCUGGCUUGCUGCUUCCUUCACCUUCCUUCCAGCACUGCCUCUGGUCAUGUGGUAACCAACUCCACAGAGACCUGCCAUCUGCAAACUGCUCUACCUCAGUGUUCCCUUGGGAGCCUCUGGUCAGCUGAGAGUGACUUCUGAGGUUGUGUUUGCUGUGUUAGAGAAAAGAUCCUGCCAGGAUCCCCACCCGUCCUCAUAGAACAGCUUCCUUCAAGCUGAGCCUUUUCCUCACAGGGACCAGGACAAAGCGAGAGGCAUGGAUGUUAAGAGGAAACUUCCCCACGGGAGACUGAGGCUGGGUCAGAGAAAGAAUUCAGUGUUGCAGAGUGGGGAAAGACCAGAAGACCCGGAUUUUCAUCUCGGCUUUGAGACUUUACAGCUUUGGGCAAAUCAUCAAACCUCUCCAAGCCUCAGGAUCCUCAUCUGUAAAACGAGGAUCCCUAACUCAUGCGGUUGGUGUGGGGAUUAAGUGAGGGAACACUUGAAAGUGGCUUGCGUAGUGCCAGGCAGGUGGGUGCUUGUUAAUCUCGCUUUCUUGCCUCUUGGGUGGGGCAUUGCUAUAUCACACUACAGCGGGAGCUCCCGCGCUCUGCAGGCCUUGCUGGGUGAGGGGCAGAUUCUUGCCCUGCCAGAGAUGCACCAGUCACUUCAUGAAACCCCCAGCCUGUGAUUUUUAGUCUAAGCAUGAAAAGUUCCUAAACCCUUUUGUGUGGUCCUUUUUUUUUUUUUUUUUUUUUUCCUUCCUGCAUAUGAGUCCGAGGUGGUGGUUUAGGUUUUCCCUUCUCUUACCCCUUCACUGUUUGCAAAGGGUUCUCAUGGGUAUCUGGGAAGAGAUGUAAACAGGUCUCUGAU